AUGGAUAGCAAGGUUGUAGAAAAUAAAGAUGACCCUGGAGCAUUCUUUAUUCCUUGCACAAUUUGGACAUAUGAAUUUGCAAAAUCUCUAUGUUACCUUGGUGGGAGAAUCAACUUAAUUCCUCUUUUCAUAUACAAGAAACUUGGUUUGGAUACCCCGAUGCCAAGCUCUAUGCAACUCUUGAUGGCAGACCGCUCUAUAAAAAGGUCGGUGGGUAUAUUGUUUGACGUCCUUGUGAAAGUGGAUAAGUUCAUUCUCCUGAUUGAUUUUGUGGUAUUGGAUUGUGAAAUGGACAAAAAGGUUCCUAUCAUUAUUGGUCAUCCUUUCUUAGCCACUGAAAGAGGCAUUGUUGAUCUAGAGCUGGGGGAGAUAAAAUUUAGAGUGCAAGAGGAAGAGGUCUCUUUCAAAAUCUGCAUGUCAAAGAAGCAAACCGUGGAGUUGCAAGUAGUAUCCGUGGUGGAUAUUGAAAAUAAGAAGAUAAAUGAAGAGAAAUUUAAGGACCCACCUUGA
Capsicum annuum is the source of this 510-nucleotide messenger RNA. RefSeq lists its product as uncharacterized. The coding region runs from base 1 to 510 and encodes 169 amino acids. The record is from RefSeq and is a predicted model, not a curated record. Lineage: Eukaryota; Viridiplantae; Streptophyta; Magnoliopsida; Solanales; Solanaceae. The transcript has a single exon.